This is a messenger RNA of Folsomia candida, 501 nucleotides long. RefSeq lists its product as uncharacterized. The transcript is spliced from 2 exons. The record is from RefSeq and is a predicted model, not a curated record. NCBI's taxonomy places the organism in Eukaryota, Metazoa, Arthropoda, Collembola, Entomobryomorpha, Isotomidae. The coding region runs from base 178 to 501 and encodes 107 amino acids.
AUUUUUUGAUGGGGAAAUCGAGAUUGGGGCGAAAAACAAAAUAUUUUCCGAAUAAUUUCAGCCUGAAAAAGUGGCGGUAUUCACCUCUAGAAAUAUUUUAUGUACACACGACCUCAGCUCAAAAUCCACUAAGAUAUUUGAAUUGUGAAUCCACAAAUUAAACAUUUAAUUUAAACAAUGGAGUCUGACUCGGACAUUGAAUUAGUUACUGUGAUAACUUGUACAACCCUGGCACUACAGUUGCAACGACGUAAGCGCAAGCAACGUAAAAAUUAUCAUGUGAACCCGUACCUUCAGCUUCGGAGCACUAAAGGACGGUUUUUCAAAGACUUUGACGACAUGAGAUCUACUCCACACAUUUUUCAAGAGAACUAUCACAUGUCGCCACAAGAUUUCGAUCAAUUGCUGAAUAUUAUUCAACACAGGCUGGAACCUAAAGUUUCAACCCGUCCACAUGAUGCUAUAAGUCCACAAGAGAAACUAUCAGUACCACUUGAGUAA